UGAUCCCGUGCUAGCAAAUCCACACUUAAUAUAUCAUCAUACGGCUGAGAGAGAGGCAUUCCCUUGUGAUCUCUCGUUUGGGACAGUCGCAAAGUGGCUUUCUCAUCGAUAAGGUUCGAUUCAAUUGGCUCAUCUUUGAAGUUUUCAUCUGUGAAAAGUGUAAUUUUUGAAGAAAGUGAUUUUGUGUUUUUAGUGAGAUUCGACGGUUUUUGUACAUAAAUUAAAAUAUUUCUUGUGCCCUUUUGAUUGCAAUGACAUCGUUUACGGAGCCUGAAAAUGGGGAGGUGAUAACUGUGAAGAAGGUAGAUCAGAUCGCAAAUGGACAUAUAAACGGACAUGAAAAUGGUAUAAAUGGAAACCAGCAAAUUGAAUUUACUGAGGAGGACUUUGAAAUAAUCGAAGAUGUUGAGGAUCCCUACUGUAUUGCUGAGAAUCCAGUCAAAGUGUGCUUUCAAGACAUCACUUCGGCAGCUUUUCUCAUCAAGAAUGGCAUUCAGAAUACCCCAUGUCAGAAAUCUCACUUGUCCGAGAUGACUGGAAUGGAUCUCUAUCUCAAGAAAGAAUUCCUCCAAUUUACAGGCAGCUUUAAGGAACGUGGAGCACGCUACGCACUCCUCAUGCUCUCUGAAGAACAGAAGCGUAUUGGCGUUAUCUCGGCAUCUCUGGGCAAUCAUGCUCAGGGCCUCAGUUACCAUGCUAACCGUUUGGGGAUUCCUGUAACAGUAGUGAUGCCCACUGCGGCUCCAAUCAUGAAGAUCCAGAAGUGCCGGAACUAUGGUGCUAAUGUUAUUGUCAAGGGAGACAAUAUGUCUGAAGCAAAGAAGAUCGCAAUGUCCAUCGCAAAGCGACGUGGCUAUGUCUAUGUUAAUGGCUACGAUCAUCCUCACAUAAUGGCAGGUCAGGGAACAAUUGGCCUCGAGAUCAUAGAACAGAUGGGACAACCUGAUGCUGUAGUUGUUCCAGUUGGUGGUGGAGGACUUAUAGCUGGUGUAGCAACUGCUAUCAAGGCAAUUUCACCCCGAACAAAAAUAAUUGGGGUUGAAUCGGACAAAUGUCCGAGUUUCUCCCGAGCCAUGGAACAUGGCGGACCUAUCUUAACUCCAAACAUGGCUACUCUAGCCGAUGGCCUAGCAGUUCCAACUGUAGGCUAUAAUGCAUUUGCAACGGCAGUUCCUCUAUUAGACAAGAUGGUAGUGGUUAGGGAAGAAUGGAUUGCACUAGCUAUUUUGCGUCUCGUUGAACAGGAGAAGUGUGUUGUGGAAGGGGCAGGCGCAGCUGGACUAGCAGCAAUUUUUGCAGGACAUCUUAACGAGUACAGGGGCAAAAAAGUUGUCCUUCUCUUAUGUGGUGGCAAUAUUGACACUACUAUCUUUGGGAGAUGUUUAGAACGUGGCCUGGCCGCUGAAGGACGUCUACUUCGCUUUGUCGUCACGGUUAGUGACCGUCCAGGAGGAAUCUCUGAGCUCUGUCGUGAACUCGCUGCAUUGGGCGUUUCAAUAAAGGACAUUAUGCAUGAGAGAGCCUGGCUCAGGGAUAUUUACAGCGUGGAAGUGAAAGUUGUGUGCGAAACUAGUGAUUGGGCUCAUUCUGAGCAACUGAGAAGAAUCCUUACUGAAAAAUAUAGCCAUGUUGUCUUCAACGACGUCCCAAUGGCAAUUGCAAAUUAAAUUUAGAAUUCCUUACGAGACCAUUCUUACAAUAUUCUCUUGAAAAGAAGAUAUGUUGUAAUGUGACAUGCAAAUAUAUGUAUUUUAUUCUUUUAGACAA
Phlebotomus papatasi is the source of this 1767-nucleotide messenger RNA. Its product is annotated as L-threonine ammonia-lyase-like. Gene Ontology annotation, biological process: L-threonine catabolic process; L-serine catabolic process. The transcript is spliced from 6 exons. The record is from RefSeq and is a predicted model, not a curated record. NCBI's taxonomy places the organism in Eukaryota, Metazoa, Arthropoda, Insecta, Diptera, Psychodidae. Gene Ontology annotation, molecular function: threonine deaminase activity; L-serine ammonia-lyase activity. The coding region runs from base 252 to 1667 and encodes 471 amino acids.